AGAAACUCAAAUAGACUGCUCGCAUCUACCAAACUGAAAAAUUCCCCGAAGCGAAAAACAGAGUCCCCCAUCUCCGCUAGUCUCGCGUGUGCUGCAAACACGACGAACAAGAAGAAGACCACCAAGACUACCAAGACCAAUGGAGCUACCGAAACGUCGUCGUUCACCGCGAUCCGCACUAUAACCUCCACUCACUCAGACUCUGAGCCAUGACGAGCUUUCGCUUCUGAGCUCUCGCUUCUCACAUCAAGAUCUAACCAGCACCAAAAGCAAUUGGAGUCAAAAACCGAAGAAGCCAAAUGUUGCCGCGUAGAUUAUCCGCCAUUUUUGGAGGCCUCGCUUCCACCACCACGACUGUAGCUACCGAGCUCCUCCCUACUCUCAAGGUCCAAACCGACAGGGAAGUCUACCGCCCCGGCGAUCAAAUCGUCAUCACCAUUGAGAUCUCCAACCCUAGCAACAAUGACGACAUGGCGUAUUCUCUGCUGAUCGAGCGCCUGGGGUUUGAGAUUAAAGGGAUUGAGAAGCUCGAUUCGCAGUGGUUCGCCACGCAGAAGCCUGUGCCUGGAUCCAAACAGAGAAGAGGUGAAUAUGUGUUCAUGGAAGCCUCGACGCCGGCGCUGGUUACAAAUCAAAUCGUUUCGCCAGGGGCCACAAAAUCAUACGUGGUGCGGUCAGUGUUGCCAAGCAUUAUACCGCCAUCUUACAAAGGUGCUACCAUUCGCUAUAUGUACUAUGUUCGGAGUACAAUGUCUGGACAAUGGCUGAUACUGGAGAAUGCCCACUCUCGUGGAGAAUCAGUUAAAGAUUUUCCAGAAAUGGAAGCUCGUACUCCAUUACAAGUAUGGGUCACUCAGAAGACCAGUGGCUUGGGAACAGAAGAGGGUCAAAGUGAUGGUAUUGUUCCUUCGGCAACCAUGCAAAUCGAUAUGUACUGGAAAGAGAUGGAUGGUGACUCUGAAUGGGUGAGAGCGAAUGAUAUAUAUGAUGGGAUUGAGGAUGGCUAUGAAAGCUCAAGGGAUGAGAUCUCAUCCGUUUCGUCUUACAAUCCUAUGAAAGAACAUAUGAAUAGAACCUUUGGAAGUUCAUUAUCAUUGCAAUCAGCAAGGUCUUCAAAUAAGGAUACAUAUCAUGAAGGAGAACGCACAAGUCUAUCUUCAAAUCUGGCACUUCCACUUCUCUCCGUCGCUGAAGUCAUGUAUGAUACUGGUGCUGAUCUCCAGUCACCCAAGAAUUCCUCUGCCUUAGGCUCUCCAAGCAAGCAGCAGAAACGUACAAAGUCCCUUCCUUUAGAAGAUGAAGCAAGAGCAUCUACUUCACCAGCAGCUGGUGCUGCUGAAACCUUAGCAUCAGAAGGCUUUAUUCGAGGGAGGUCCUACAACAUUCGGCUGGACAACAAAGUUCUGCUUAGAUUUUCCCCGAAAAAUUCUGAUUCUAAUUAUUACUUCAGUGAUAUGAUUGGUGGAACUCUUACUUUCUUUCAUGAAGAAGGAGCUAGAAGAUGCCUUGAGGUUUCUAUAACGUUGGAGACUUCAGAAACUAUUAGUCGGCGAUAUGUCCAUCCUUCUCGGAAGAAUUCCCCUACAAUUACGAAGGUUCAGAGUGAUCAUUACGAGGUUGUUGCCGAUUUGGUGCAGACAAGUUUUCUCUUUUCCAUUCCUAUGGAUGGGCCUAUGUCUUUCUCCACUCCUCAUGUAUCUAUAAAAUGGGUCCUUCGGUUUGAAUUUUUUACCACUCCAAAGAAUGUUGACUGGACCAGGUACGAUCAUCCUCUUCUUGUAGAUGGAAGAGACAAAAGUGAGUGGGUUCUUCCAAUUGUUGUUCAUGCCCCUCCAGGUGUGGGACCUAAUGGUCAGUCCCGAAAUGAGAAGUCUCUCCUUGGAACCGUUGUUGGUGCAUAAUCGAAGGCUGAUAUAAUGAGUUGUCCGAAAUACUAAGCCUCGAUUUUAAAUUGUCAAUCAGCACGUAUUAGCAAUCUGGCCCUUUGUGGCUACACAGCUAUCUUGUUCCUCUGGAAAAAUUGUCCAGUGAAUGCAGAAAACAAAGCUUGAUGUGCAGGAGACAGAGAUGUGGACUGGUUGAUGCUACAGAGCGAAUGUAGCAUAGCUUUAUACACCAAAAUGUGUAGCAUUACUGACUUAUAUUUGUUAAUUUUAUUUUCCCGUAAUCUAAAGUUUCAUGGUGUUGAAACGGGUUGUACAUUCUGUGAAGAUAGGGGUUCGUUAUUUAUUGAAACGAAAGAAAAAAGGAGAAGUCAUACAACUAUUCUACAAA
This is a messenger RNA of Rosa chinensis, 2274 nucleotides long. RefSeq lists its product as uncharacterized. Gene Ontology annotation, biological process: retrograde transport, endosome to Golgi. The transcript has 13 exons. Gene Ontology annotation, cellular component: Golgi membrane; Ric1-Rgp1 guanyl-nucleotide exchange factor complex. NCBI's taxonomy places the organism in Eukaryota, Viridiplantae, Streptophyta, Magnoliopsida, Rosales, Rosaceae. The coding region runs from base 300 to 1901 and encodes 533 amino acids. The record is from RefSeq and is a predicted model, not a curated record.